AUGCCCCGCAAAGACGCCUACACAGGCCCUAUCUCAGCGCAACAGCAACAAGACCUCGUUUCAGAGGGGAUUGAGAACUUUGAGCUGCCAAAGAAUGUCGUGUUGAAGAUUGCAAAGUCUGCUAUACCGGAAAGCGCAAAGCUUCAAAAAGAUACCGUGCUUUCGUUAGUAAAGGGGUCGACGGUGUUUAUCAAUUAUCUUGCUGCUACAGCACACGACGUCGCCCACUCAAAGCAACAUAAAUCCAUCUCAGCCUCUGACGUCCUCAAAGCGCUGGAACUCAUCGAGUUUGGAGAUUUGGUCGAUAAGCUGCAGGGUGAACUGACAGUCUACCGCGAGCAAGCAAAAACAAAAAAAGGAGCGUCCGGAUCCACGACCACCAUCACCAUUCCAUCUAUCUCCGCAUCUGCCUCUGCCUCUUCCGGUCCUACUACCAAUGCCAAAAAACCAACAACAACAACAACCUCAAUUAUAAGCUCAAUAUCCACAGCAGGAAAAGCUUCUACAAAAGGGAAAGAAAAGGCUGGUACGAUUGGGUUACCUCCCCCGUUCACGAACGUCCCGCUUGGUAGUGGUCCGUCUGCCUCGUUUGCCGGUGCAGAGUCUUCGAUAUUGGGGAUGGGGGUGCCGAUGAAUGUGGAUGAUGAUGAAGGUGGUGUUGUGGGCGUGGGAGGGGAGGUGGUGGAUGAGGAGGUGGUGGAUGAAGAGGGUGAGGAAGGGGUUGACGAGGAAAUUGUGGAUGACGAUGAGGACGAGGAUGAAGGGGAGGGAGAGUUGGAGGACCGGAUGGCGGUGGAGGAGCAGGAGGUGUUGAAGGAUUCGAGGGGGCUGGAUGAUCACUCAAUUGUUGCAGAUCAUGAUAUUUGA
Messenger RNA from Laccaria bicolor S238N-H82, 867 nucleotides. RefSeq lists its product as uncharacterized. The transcript is spliced from 5 exons. Gene Ontology annotation, biological process: heterochromatin formation; DNA damage response; leading strand elongation. Gene Ontology annotation, cellular component: CHRAC; epsilon DNA polymerase complex. Gene Ontology annotation, molecular function: chromatin DNA binding; protein heterodimerization activity. Lineage: Eukaryota; Fungi; Basidiomycota; Agaricomycetes; Agaricales; Hydnangiaceae. Bases 1 to 867 code for a protein of 288 amino acids. The record is from RefSeq and is a predicted model, not a curated record.